AUGGAGAAACACUCCAUGCGUCACCUGCUGUGGGCUGCACUGUUCCUGUUGUACUGCAGCUGCGGGUGUUUGGCUGCUGUUGUGCAGCAGUUACCACAGAAAGGACAGAAUGCUCUACAGGCGUACACCGUCUCUGCUCCUACUGAGGAAUGGCAGCCCAUCCGCAUUGCUGUGUAUACAAAACUUCUUGAGGAUAUCAUAAAGUACUGUAAAAAUGGAUCCGAUGAAGAAGACGAAGAAGAAGAACUUGGAGUGUUUGACGAUAUCUGCGAUGGAGGUGAUCAUGAAAAAAUGACACCGCAAAAAAAGGGUAUUCUUUUUAAGGAUAUCUUGCCCAAAGCCAUCAAAUUGCACACAGAUCGCCUUAAAGUGAAACGGGUGGGAAAAAGUCUAAAUAUCAGAAGCAAAGAACUUUAUUCUAUUUCAGAAAAGUGCAGUGCCAUUAAGGAAAAUCCCUUGGAUCAUAAAGCGCAUGAAACUCUUGAUGUUGAUUUUAUAAUUUAUGUGGCUCUCUCAACCAAACCCCAAAAUGUUGAGAUUUGCAGUAAAGAUGAAGAAAACCGACCAACGUCUGCCGUCAUCAGCUUUAUCCCAGAUGAGAUAAAAGCAACACGGAAGUAUAUUCGCUUAACUGCACAUGAGAUUGCGCAUGGACUUGGAUUUGACUAUGAAGUUAUGGAAACACAGGGAAUGAUAGAACCCCGCAAAAAUGGUCUCUUAUCUCCAGGAGGUAAAUACGGUGGAGAAGAAUUCUAUAUGAAUUCCUCUGAAACUCUUGAAAUACUCAAGAGGCUUUACGAAUGUAAAGAUGGUGAAAAGAAUAAACUAGAGGGUUUGUAUUUGGAAAACGAACAAAAUAAUGGUUUACCCCCGCACUGGGAGAGGCGUAUUGCGAAGGAUGAGUUGAUGAGUACGUACAGUGAUGCCUUUGGCACUACUGGCAUGUACUACAGUGCACUGACACUUGCAGCAUUUCAUUCCAUGCCCUUCUACAGCGCAAAUUUC
Messenger RNA from Trypanosoma theileri, 1005 nucleotides. RefSeq names its product surface protease GP63. Gene Ontology annotation, cellular component: cytoplasm; membrane. Lineage: Eukaryota; Euglenozoa; Kinetoplastea; Trypanosomatida; Trypanosomatidae. The transcript has a single exon. The record is from RefSeq and is a predicted model, not a curated record. Gene Ontology annotation, biological process: cell adhesion; proteolysis. The annotation marks the transcript as partial. Gene Ontology annotation, molecular function: metalloendopeptidase activity.